Sitophilus oryzae (rice weevil) is the source of this 1375-nucleotide messenger RNA. RefSeq lists its product as uncharacterized. The coding region runs from base 306 to 1193 and encodes 295 amino acids. Lineage: Eukaryota; Metazoa; Arthropoda; Insecta; Coleoptera; Curculionidae. The record is from RefSeq and is a predicted model, not a curated record. The transcript is spliced from 6 exons.
UCCAUUUCUUCAGUGGAAGAAAGCAAUCGAUUAGAGAAGAAAUGAGUUCCAUUCGGCGUUAAUCUCGUUGCCCGUAUACACAUAUCAUUAGAAAUUGUGAUUGUUUUCUUUAUUUAUUUAUUAGCGAAAGUUCAUUGAAUAUAAUUUAUCUGGUUUUCCGCGUACACGAUAAUUUUGUGAAAAGUUCUAGCAUUUUUCUGCGUGCAGUUCAGUUAGUGUUGUGUUGUUUUACGUAUUUAGAGUGGGACAAAGCAUAAAAGCCUCCGGUCAGUUCUUGUUGGGUCCAGUGGUCCGCUGUAUUAGUGAUGUACCUGCAGAAGUGGAUGUUGUUUUUGUGGGCGCUCAGCUUCACUGAUUUUGGAUUUGGGGUGAUUCCGGGUGAGGAAGAACUGAUUUUUGAUCCACCGGAAGACUUCGACAAACGCCAAAACGACAAGUACCAAUCGUCGAAAUACCCGUAUCUUCCCUUCAACGGCAACAACGUCUAUCCAGAACCGGAAGAGAGAGAUCCGGACAGGGAGGAAUCCAGGAGAUGCACGGACAAAAUGGAGAGGGCUUUGGAUUCGAUACGACGCAGACAGAUCGCCAAGGAACGCAUGCUGCAUCUGCACGGGUACUCGUUACAUCAGCCGUUGCGCAGUGCCCCUUUUGAUAUGUACGUCACUGAUAUGAGGGUGCGAUUGCCGCCUUCAAAAACUUGGGUUAGGGUGCAGAGGUGCAGUUUUGACCCGAUCAACCGUAGUUUGGAGACUCGAUUGAUGUUUAACGACCUAACAAUAAGCGGAAGAGUCAAUUUGUAUAACGACGCCAAUCUUCAGAGAGAGCCAGUCACUCCCAGUCCAGAAGAAAGCUGUAAUAUGAUUCUACGAUUAAGAAAAGCAGGAAUUGGAUUUCACACCGAACCCAUUCGACGUGAAAGAGGCCAGUUCAAUGUGAAAACGGAUAGUCACUUUUUGGAACCGGGGUUUAUUUCGGUGUACGCUUACGGGUGUGAACCCAGUCUUAGGAGGAGGGAAUUUAAUGGUGACAUAGAGAGGUUAGAGGAGGAAGACGAAGAGAUGAGCAGGGAGAUGGAGGAUAUAUUUUUGAGAGGAAUAAGGUCCCUUCUUACCAGCUACAUGCAAAAGGAACUUCAACCCGCUAUUAAAGAAACAUUAAUGAAAAAUAUGGGAUACACCGUAUCCUAUGGAUAACACAAAACAAUAUGCAUGAAUAAAUAGAAAGUUUAAUGAAAUUUUAAGGCCAAGUUAUCCAUAAAAUGUUAUGGUUUCGCCUGAUAAAGGAUCUUUAUAGCGAUUGCCAGGAUUUAUUAGAUUCAAAUGUAAAAAAUAAAUCUUUUUACAAUUCGUCUAGUGAUUAUAAGAUUGUAGUAUUU